Molecule: messenger RNA, 3158 nt
Organism: Nannospalax galili (Upper Galilee mountains blind mole rat)
Lineage: Eukaryota; Metazoa; Chordata; Mammalia; Rodentia; Spalacidae
Gene: Gucd1
Product: guanylyl cyclase domain containing 1
Exons: 7
Coding region: 95-943 (282 amino acids)
Source: RefSeq, a predicted model, not a curated record
UGAACCGCCGCAGUCGCGGCUGAGGAACUGCACGGCCCCAGCGCGCUCGCUGCCCAGCAGAAGUCGGAGCAGCAGCCAGCUCCGGGCCGGGGCCAUGGGCGCCCUGCGCCACCCGGGUCAUGAGGACGGAGGCGGAGGCAGCGGGGCAGCCGCUCGAGCCGGGGUCUCUGACAGAACCUGGAGUUUGCACAGUUUUUCAGCUUGUCUGGCUAGCCAGCUUCCUCUGGGGAUUUCCUGUCUCUACUUCCUGCAUGCUGGGAUUACAAGAGAUUUUGUGCAGCUGCCUGUGCCCGUCAUCCAGCAGCUCUACCACUGGGACUGUGGCCUGGCCUGCUCCAGGAUGGUGCUGCAGUACCUGGGCCAGCUGGACGACCGGGAGUUUGAGAGUGCCCUGCAGGAGCUGCAACUGACCAGAAGCAUCUGGACCAUCGAUCUGGCCUACUUGAUGCGCCACUUUGGUGUGAGACACCGCUUUUGUACCCAGACUCUGGGUGUUGACAAGGGUUAUAAGAACCAGUCCUUCUACAGGAAGCACUUUGACACAGAGGAGACCAGGGUUAACCAGCUGUUCGCACAAGCCAAGACCUGCAAGGUGCUGGUGGAGAAAUGCACAGUGAGCGUGCAGGACAUCCAAGCACACCUGGCUCAGGGCCAUGUGGCCAUUGUGUUGGUGAACUCAGGGGUGCUGCACUGUGACUUGUGCUCCAGCCCAGUCAAGUACUGCUGCUUUACCCCCCGUGGCCACCGCUGUUUCUGCCGUACUCCUGACUACCAGGGCCACUUCAUCGUUCUGCGUGGCUACAACAGGACCACUGGCUGCAUCUUCUACAACAACCCAGCCUAUGCUGACCGAAUGUGCAGCACCAGCAUCAGUAACUUCGAGGAGGCCAGGACCAGCUAUGGCACAGAUGAAGACAUCCUCUUUGUCUACCUGGACAGCUGACAGCAGGAGCCUGGCUUGCCAGGCCCUCAGACCCUAUAUCCUACCCCAGCCAGGCCCACUCAGGAUACGUAGGCCCAGGGCUGCUGGGGCUAGGAUGCCCAGUCGUAGCCUCAGCCUGUUUGACAAGGCCCUGGGGUACUCUGUGACAUGGCUGCUUUGUCCUCCAGUGCUAUGUGUCAUUAUGCAACUUACCCUAAGCACCUGCUAGUUGCUGGAGGCAUUCUAAGAGCCUCUCUCAAGACCCUAAGUCUGACUCUAGCUGUGUCCAAAGCAAGAGAAGAAGCUAGAGUCAGUCUCUCUGCGGACUGAGUCCUGGGAGAGGUCACUUAUCUUGAUGCCACUCUUUAGGACAGCAUCUCUGUGUUUGGGGAGAGCACAUCCAAACCCAGGCCCAUGGCACAGGGCCACUCUAAGCCCCAAUAUUUUGCUGCCACAUGGUGGAGUCACUACUCUCUUCUGUCUCAGUGGACUCAAGUUUCUCUGAUUAUGAAGCCUUGUUAUUAUGCAACAUAGGCACACUUUACAGCCACUCUGGCUCCCUGACCCCUGGGAUGCUGGGACUUUCUUAGCAUCUAGGUACCUCGGUUCUAUAGAAUGGAGAGCCUUUAGCAGUGAGCUGGGUCCAGUGAAUGACAGCAGAGAGAAUAUUCCAGGAAUAAAGUGCUGCUGAGGCCCCAGAGAGCCCCUGUGCCCAGGAGGCCUUCUGACACCAGCCUAAAUUCCCACAGUGGUAUUUGUCCUCUAAGUGUGGGAGCCCCACAUCUCUUGAGGAUGGGUGCUAGAGGGCCUGUCCUCCUAAAACGAUGACCAGGGGACGACAGCCUGUAGCCACCCAUCUACCCUGGUUUUUAUACCAGGACCAUUUGCACAGAAUACUGGGUCUUCAGUCCUGAUGAAGAAAGGCAAGGAUCAUACAGCACUUCACGUAGCACCAAUUGGAGCUGGUUCCUUCCUCUUAUGCUCUUGAUAGCAAGGGUAUUUAUUUUACUGAGAUUUAAAUUUUCAGCUUGCAGGGAGUAAGACAAUAAUAGAUUACAGGUACUUUGGAACCACUAACACCUCUUUUCAUAGGGCAGAUAAGUCAGUACAAGUUCUUAAUAUGAAAACUGCCUGGCCAGCAGCCUGAGGGGCCCCUCACCUUACAGAGGAAGAGGCUGGCCCCUGGAGGAGGCUUGCCCAGGGCAAUGGUAGAGCUGGGUCUUGAACCCAGGUCUGCACCAAAGAAACAAGGAAAUGGGUCAUUCUCACGGAGACUAGGGGAGUUCACUCCUCAUAGGAUGCCUCUGGCAAAGAAGCAGGGGUACCCCAACGCUUCACUAUCCCUGUACUCCUGGGGCCUUAGUCUUUCAGUGCCCAAGGCGUGACAUGGUAGCAGCUGUUUCCCCCACCACUAGCUGGCCCCUCCCUGAGCAUGGUAGUUCUGAGGGACAGAGGUGGUCUGUGUUUACAAGGUCAGUCAGACCACUCACCGAAAUUACUCAAUACCAGAUGCAGCCUUAGGCUGGGAGGGAAGUGCUCUUGGCUAGGUAGCCAGCCUGGCUUUCAGAGAUUAGUAUUGGUUUCAGUCUGGUCUCAUUUCCAUUGCCUUAAUGCUGGGUGACCUAAGGCUCUAGGGAACUCUGGCUCCAAGCCUAGGAGUACUGCAUAACAGCUAUGGGGUGUGGGUGUCCUCAGGAGAGGAUCGGUAAAAUUGUGAGGAUACCUGAUGGGAGGAAGUAAAGCCUUUAUGAUAAUUGGAUGUGAUGAGGCAUGCUGGUGGGUGGUCAUGGGAAGUGGCUUCCAAUGAAGGUGGUCACCUUCUCUAGGAUAUUUAAAAAUACUCAGUCCCUGGACUCAGACAAUGACUUCUCAGGGCAAGUUACAAGUUAGAGGCCUCCUGUCUGUAAGAGUAAUAAGACAGCUGCUAUCUACGAGAUCCAUCUGCCUGAGGAGGGACGUAGAGGCAGGAUGUAAGCCACACUGUGUUGUAUUCUUGUAGAGGUCAUGAAAAUGGGCUAGAGAAAGCUGUGACAUCAGGGACUUGCCCACAGCAUGUGGUACCUACAACUGCCGAGCUUGUCCUGCAGCCCAGUGAAGCCUCUGAGGCCGCAUGGGACAGCGGAUGGCUGUACACUCUAGCCACGGGGAUGAAAGGGAUCUUUUGCAUAGCAGAGGAUUUUAUACAUAAAUAUAUUUUGUUUGUAAUGAGCCAUUCUCAAUAAAUAUUCUCACUGCA